CAUCAAGCAUAGUAGUUCGUUUUUCUUUUUUCCCCUUAAGUUAUGAUUCAACACGCACACGCGGUCGUGCACGGCAUGUCGACGUGGGCUGAGGUCUGAGAGCCGUGCAUGGAACAGCUGGUACCCAUCUGUGGCUUCUGCUUUUCCUGCUCUCGCAGCCGCUGUGCUGCCCCGAGUCGCUCCAGAGACGGAGCCCGUGAUUCGUAGCCUCCAACAUCUGAUCAAAGACGCACGUCUACCGGCAGAGUACAGGGAGCCAUAGCGCUUAAUACAUCAACACCGGUGACAUGACGGCGUCAGGUUUACUUUCGGGUAUCGACGUGGAUGUGCUGAUGGCAUGGGCAGCCACGAACCCGGCUGUGACCCGGCUGCUCUGGGUCCUGGUCCUGGUCUUGGCCACUCUGCUGGUCUGGGCGCUGUUCUUCUGCUGCUACGCCCGGAGCCGCGGCUCCUCGCCGGCGCUGGAGAGGUACCUGGAAGUUAUGGUGAACCAGUCCAAGGCAAAGAGUUCACGCCAGAAAAAGAAGAAGACGAAAGAGAAGCAUGUUGCCUUUCUCCUAGAUGAAGAAGACAAGGCGGAGGAGGCUGCCGUCUCUAAACAGGAAGCAGUCACGUCUAGACAGGAAGUUGUCCCCACUGGACAGGACAUGGUCGUACCCUCUGGACAGCAGGAAGCUCCAGGUCCUGGGCUGAGGAAGAGGAAGAGACGAGGCAAUAAAGCCGGAAUGGAAAAGAUGGCCGUCGAUGACACGGAAAAGGCCGGAGCGACCCCCCCCCAGCCCAUGGAGGAGUGGACGGGGCGUACCGAGCGCCGGCCCCUGGUGCGGGCGGCGUCCGAGGAGAGCUCCUGCGGCCUCGACCGGAGCGGCGGCAGCCUGGAGCGCGGCGGCCUGGAGCGCGGCGGCGCGGUCAGCUCGUCCCCGGUGCGCGGGGACACCCUGCCCUGGAACCUGCCCAAGCACCACCGCAUCAAGCGCUCCAAGUCGGCCUCCGGGGACGUCCUGGACGCCGCUGAGAGGGCCGUCUACCGCAUCGCAGGCUUCAAGCCCGGGGUCUGA
Molecule: messenger RNA, 1058 nt
Organism: Gadus chalcogrammus (walleye pollock)
Lineage: Eukaryota; Metazoa; Chordata; Actinopteri; Gadiformes; Gadidae
Exons: 5
Coding region: 288-1058 (256 amino acids)
Source: RefSeq, a predicted model, not a curated record